Messenger RNA from Vigna umbellata (rice bean), 2367 nucleotides. The record is from RefSeq and is a predicted model, not a curated record. NCBI's taxonomy places the organism in Eukaryota, Viridiplantae, Streptophyta, Magnoliopsida, Fabales, Fabaceae.
ACACACCAUUUGCAUUAUUCUUCUUUUCUUUUCAUAUCUCAUCUACAUUUAUCCAUCUUCUAUCUUCCUGUUUCUUUCUAUCUCAACUUCUCAACACAACAGACUAGUCUUGGCAGACCAGAAGACAGAAGAGAGGAGAGAGAAACACACACAAAAAGUAAGAGAGAGAAAGAGCCUGUUGUUCACUUCAAAAAGUUCAGCUGCUUCUACUUCCAGCACUCUUUCUUUGCUUUUAAGUUUUGCACAGAUAAAAAAAAUAUUUUUUUUUUGAAAGAGCAACACCCUUUUGCUUACUGAUCUUGUUCUCUUUGUCUUCCUUGCCGUCAGCGUCUGCAUCUUCAGAUAGGGAGGGGAACUUGUGUUUAUUCAGAGUACAUCUUGGUCUGUUAAGACUGUUACUAGCUGGAGAGUCCUUGAUUUAUUCUAAGGGGCAAGAGAAAAACGUCUAAAGAUGGGUUAUAUAUGUGAUUUUUGUGGAGACCAGAGAUCCAUGGUGUACUGCCGUUCUGAUGCUGCAUGCUUAUGUUUGUCUUGUGAUCGGAAUGUUCAUUCUGCUAAUGCCCUUUCCAGGCGUCAUUCACGCACCCUUUUGUGUGAGAGAUGCAAUUCACAACCUGCCUUUGUGAGGUGUGUUGAAGAGAAAAUUUCUCUGUGUCAGAAUUGUGAUUGGUUGGGUCAUGGAGUCUCUACAUCUUCGACACACAAGAGACAAGGAAUCAGUUGCUACUCUGGCUGCCCUUCAGCCGCGGAACUGUCUUCAAUAUGGUCAUUUGUCUUGGAUAUCCCUUCCAUUAGGGAGUCUACAUGUGAGCAAGAACUAGGCUUAAUGAGUAUUAAUGAGAACAGCGAGAGUGUUGGAGUUCCACCUGGAAACGGGAAUGUGUCUGUUUCAGAUCAAGUUACUGAUCUACCUGCUUUGGACAGGUCUUUCGUUGGUACAUCUUCAAUACCCGAGUCAAGCUCCGAAACCCGUAAUCUGGACCAGCUACCUGGACCUGCCAAUGAAUGUCUGCCAAAGUUGUACUGUCCUGCUACAAAAUGCCCUGCAUUAUGUGAAGAUGACAAUCUAUAUGAUGAUUUUGACAUGGAUGAAGUGGAUCUAAAUCUUGAGAACUAUGAAGAACUUUUUGGUAUGGCCCUCAGUCAUUCCGAAGAGCUAUUUGAAAACGGUGGAAUUGAUAGUUUAUUUGGGACAAAGGACAUGUCUGCCGGAGAUUCCAGUUGUCAGGAUGCUAUUGCUGCCGAGGGGUCAUCGGUUGGACUGGUCAAUGCAACACAACCAGCUUGCAGCAACGCAGCAUCUGCAGAUUCCAUUUUGAGUACUAAAACCGAACCGAUUCUUUGUUUCACGGGGAGGCAAGCACAAUCAAACCUUUCUUUUUCUGGCAUUACCGGAGAAAGUAGUGCUGCAGACUAUCAAGACUGUGGGGCUUCUUCCAUGCUUCUCAUGGGAGAACCUCCUUGGUUUGCUCCUUGUCCUGAGAAUUCCUUACAAUCUGCCAACCGCAGCAAUGCUGUCUUGCGUUACAAGGAAAAGAAGAAGGCACGAAAGUUUGAAAAACAAGUGCGGUAUGCCUCACGCAAGGCAAGGGCCGACGUGAGAAGGCGUGUGAAGGGCCGGUUUGUGAAAGCCGGCGACGUCUACGACUAUGACCCUUUGAGCACAACCAGAAGCUGCUGAGAGUACAACUUUUAACCAUGUUUUAUAAAAGGGAACAGUCAUAUAGUUUGCAAAAGAAAAACAGCUUCCUGAAAAAAAUGGAUGAAAUUUGAUGCAUUCUUUGUCCCUGCAAUGACAAGCUGUCUGAUUUUAUAACAGGAGGGGGGUCUUGAUGUUCUUCAAUGAGGAAAAUGGCUCUGUGUUCUCCAACUGUGUAAGCUCUCUUUCCUUCACUGUGAAGGAUGUUAUCACAAAGUGCUUGAACUAGGCAAUUUCUGCUGCAUGAUUCUUUUCCAAGAAUUCAAAAGCCUUCUAAUCUAAGUUCUUUGGCACUAACCAUACUUGAAUGUUUGUGAUGUGAUGAUGUAAACUUCCCUAUGCUAUAGUCACAUAUACAAGUGCCUGAGAUGGCAUCUUAAGUGGCUCAAUUCAACAGUUCCAUAUAAACAAAUUAGCAAGAUUGUAAAUUGUAAUAUUUGGCCUCUUGGCAUUGACAUGUGUAUAGCACACAUUUUAGAUGUAUAAUUUUGUCAACUCUUUUCAUGUAAUUAGACAAAAUUUGUAUAUUCAAUGUCCCAUGUAUAGAUUAGGAUACUAUGCAUUUUGAUGGCAGCUUAUAUUCUAUUCAACAUGUACCAAUACAUCAUUUCUUUCUGACUUGCUAUACUAAUUUACGCAGUAGUUUGGACAAGUUUCUUUAUUUUAUG